AUGGAGUUCUGCAUUGUGAAGGACGCUAGAUUGAACAUCCUUGGUAAUCCGUGGAUGCGAACCUUGAGCGCUGCUAUUUGUUUCAAGAAUGACGAAGUCCGAAAUGAAGUUGGUCAACUACCAUUGUUUACUGGUGAGAUGGUUACCUAUGCUGAUGUCUUUAGUACUACACAAAGUAUUGUUGAUGUCAACAUGUUAUCGGACCUAAAACAGAAUCUGGACUUUCGGUCAUUGAAUGCGGUUACGAAAUCAGACCCUUUUAAUGCUCCUGACGCUGCUGCCAUAAUCCGUCAACUCGGACACUCAAAAUUGUUCGUAGUGAUGGACCUGAAGAACUCCUUUGGUCAGACGAAAAUCCAUCCUGAUGACAGGCACAGGACAGCUUUCUGGAAUCCACUAGGUCAAAUGGAAUGGCUUGGAGUACCAUUUGGACUGUUGAAUGGAACGUCUGCCCUAGCACGAUGGCUCUACCUGAACGUAAUCGACCUUGAAGGUAUCGCUGUUUAUGUUGAUGAUAUUGUCAUUCAUGCAGACGAUGAAUUUGCACUACUUAAGUACUUUGAAGCCAUGAUGAAACGUCUAUGUGAAAUUGGUGCCCAUGUCAAUGUCGGCAAAUGUAAGUUUGGCAUAGAAGAGAUUGAAUUCCUAGGCUUCAAUACAAGGGCAGGGAAGUUAACUCCGCCUGUCGAAUCCAUCAAUGCUAUUAAUGCGAUCAAGGUUCCACAUGGUGCCACUACCAUCCGUCGAUUCUUAGGGAUGGUUGGGUAUUUCAGGAGUUUCAUACAAGGUUUUGCUGAAAUUGCAGGACCACUCUACGAACUACUUCAAAAAGAUACUACUUUCAAGAUGACUACUGAAAGACUUAAUGCUUUUCACCAAUUACAAAAGGCUCUGACAGAAUGCCCUACUCUACAAAUCCACAUCCGAGCUGGCCAUAUGUGCUAG
Gregarina niphandrodes is the source of this 945-nucleotide messenger RNA. RefSeq names its product putative RNA-directed DNA polymerase. Lineage: Eukaryota; Apicomplexa; Conoidasida; Eugregarinorida; Gregarinidae. The coding region runs from base 1 to 945 and encodes 314 amino acids. The record is from RefSeq and is a predicted model, not a curated record. The transcript is spliced from 2 exons.